AUGGAGGAGUCGACAAAUAUCCCCACCGCCCCGAUCAGUCCGCUCCCGCCGGAGCACACAGCGAUGCCCACAACGACGGGAGUUAUUGACGCCGUUUCGGAAUCGAGUUCUCGCGCAACGUCAAGGCCUUCGUUGCGCCGUCAGGUGGGGGUGGUUAUUCUGCCCAAUUCCUACGACGAGUCCGAGUCGACGGCGUCACGCGCCCCGUCGGCAUCCAACUCUGCCGUGCGAGGCGCCACGGCUGCGAAGCGGGGGCGCAGCAGUGCGGAGGUGAGGCAGUCGACGGGGAAAAAAGGCACGGCGAAAGGCAAGGAGGGCACGUCAGCGGUAAAGCGGCCGUCCACAAGGAGCCCCGUGACCACUCCCCCUGUUAGUGCGGCCGCUGCUUCUCCCGCCAGACACGCCUCGGGGCUCAAUCGCCUCGCCUCGUUGACGCGCCUCAGCUCCUCGCAAAAGGAAGGUGACAAGUCGACAUCCAGCACAGGGGCGAAAAAGGGCAGACGAUCUCCAUCCAAGCCGGCUGGAAAAACGAGAGCUUCAUCAGGGAGCAGAGGAAGAGAGAGGACGUUAGGAAAGGAUCGUCGUGGAUCCUCAGCACGGCAGCGACGAUCAAUUGACACGGGGAAGAAAAAAUUUAAAAGAAAUUUGCAAGCAGUGAUGAAUACGGAAGAGAAGUUGCGUGCAGCUAUUGAAGUGGAAUAUGAAGCUGGCUGGAAGGAAAUGAUGAUGGAAAUUGCGAUUGACUCCUUUGAGCCACAGAGAAGAAACAUUUUACAAACUCAAGAAGAAUUGUGCAGGGUGCGUCGUGAGUGUGAUACUGCAAUGAAACGUGCGGAAAAUGCCCUGAAAAGGCUAAUUAAAUGUAACUCUCAUUUUCUUCAAAAGGCACGUGCCACCGGCGUGGAUCUCCUAAGAGAAGAACAUAUCCUUGAGCUUGACGUCCCGCAUACAACACCAAACAUCACAAAUGAGGAAGAAAUAUUGUCAUGCGCAAGAGAUCCUUCUUCCUACCUGACGGAAUCCUACGUACCUGUGAAAAGGAAGGAUGCGGAGCAGGAAGAUGAAAUUGCGAGAAUAGGCCGGUUUUUUCUGGAACUCGCGCAGCAAUUGGAUGGUACUGUUUCCCUAACAGAGAAUAAUUUUAUUCUUACUGUGGAGCAGGCAGAUGAGGUGGAGAAGAAUACGGCAAUGCUUACAUCUUCGUUUUCAUUGCUCAUUCAACGGGUAAAACGCCUGGUUGAGCAGCGGCGACAAAAAAUGGAGUUGAUGCAAGGUGUUAUAAAUGAACAGGCAACUCGUAUGAAGGUGGCGGAUGAUUUUCUUCGAGAGACCACCGCAAAGCAUCGUGUGGAGGUGGAAAGCGCGAUUCAGGUUUGCAGAGAAUUUGGUAUGGAACUUCGCCGGCGGAUGGAUGCCUUGGAAAAGGAUGUACUUGACAAUCUUAGCGAUCUCAUUCAACGGAGUACGGAAGUGUGCAUUGAAAAUAACGCCUUCCAUGACCAUGCGCAGCUGCUACUCAACAAGGAAAGUACCAUUCAGCGCUACAUGUCCAAGAUGGAGACGGUAACUGUGGAACAGGGAAAACUGCUUCGCGAUGUACGUCUUCGACUAUUGCAGUUGUGGAAAGAGCGUUGCGGCGAGGGUGACGAAGAGCGAUCCACACUGGCACACAGUGGCCUGCCAAAUGUUUAUCACACCGCACUGGAGGCAUGUGAUCGUGACACUCUUCUUCGUCUUCUGCACUUCGUUUCCCUGAAUAGCGACGAUGUACCCGCUUUGCUGAUCAGCGCACUGGAUGAGCAUGAAAGUUUUAUAAAAGGCAAUACAGAGGAAGCACGGGCGGUUGCGGAGCGGAGUGCAACGGAGGCGGCGGUGCGUGCACUUCUAGAGAAACUGUACGAAGAGGGAGAUAUUAAAUUUAAUUUACGUCCCUGUUCUGCAUCCAUUGCAGACGCAAUCAACGAAAUGGUACGUCGCUACAACACAUACAUGACGGAAUUGGAUAAGAAGGAGCGCCGGGCAGCGAGAAGAAGAGAUAUGGAGAAGUUAUUUCCUCCGUACCCAUUUUUUGAUAGUCGUACACCUGUGCCAGAGGAGUAUGCUGCAGAAAUAGCUUCGCGUCCACCAGUUCAAAAAAAACGGCCUGCAAUAUGUGACGGCAACGCCAGUCGCAUGCAACCGGAUAUUACAACACCGACUUUCCAAGGCGGAAGCAUCACGCUGCCCGGCAUAAAUCCGAAAAAAAAGGAGGACAACUCCAAUUUUGCGCAGACCUUGACUGAAACCUGCCAUGUAUUGAGCUAUCUGCGACAAAGCCACCCAUCAGCUUUGGAGCCGCCCGGCACCGCCACGGUUGUGGGUUUUGGCCGUUGGGGCGGCAAAUUGGCGCAACGAGGUGCGGAUACUCGCGCUUAUAGUGCGGGAGGAGGCGGUGGUGGUGGUGAUGGUACCAACGCGUCAUCUGCCCAGGAUAACGCUGAAGCUAUUCGAUUUGCUAUAGGAUCCAGGCCCCACCCUCCGCCCCGUGUGCCGCCGCGGGUUUCGAUCAUGCAGCACGUGCUUGAGCAUCACUGCCACGAUGUAAACACACUCCCUGCCCCUCCCCAAUCGCAGUGUAGGCUUUUUCCAGGCGAAGACGCACCGUUUCUCAAACAACAACGAUUCGUCUUUGAAGCAAACUCGUGA
Messenger RNA from Trypanosoma cruzi, 2685 nucleotides. RefSeq lists its product as uncharacterized. The coding region runs from base 1 to 2685 and encodes 894 amino acids. NCBI's taxonomy places the organism in Eukaryota, Euglenozoa, Kinetoplastea, Trypanosomatida, Trypanosomatidae. The record is from RefSeq and is a predicted model, not a curated record. The transcript has a single exon.